Aspergillus calidoustus is the source of this 582-nucleotide messenger RNA. The record is from the annotation of a GenBank genome assembly. Lineage: Eukaryota; Fungi; Ascomycota; Eurotiomycetes; Eurotiales; Aspergillaceae.
AUGGACAUUGGAUCCAGCAGCAACCCCCCAUCAAGCGACCAGCUGGGCAAAGUCACGACUCGUCUCAACCUAUACAAGAACCACCUCACCUCCUCGUCCCCACCUUCUUCCACCACCUUCACUCCAAAAGUCCCCUCAAACACACCAACAAUGGCCGCCCGCGACCCAAUAACCUGCCACGUCCUCAACACCCUUACCGGCACCCCCGCCGCCAACCUUCCCGUCACACUCACCCUUCUCUCCUCCACAAACACAACUACCACCACAACCUUCAACGCGACAACAAACGCCGAUGGCCGCGUCGCAAAUUGGACACCUACCCCAGAAACAGCAUCCGCAAGCAGUUCCUCCGUCCCCGCGAUCCUCGCAAGCCUCCCCGCCGCCGACUCAAAGACAAACUGGGCGCUCCGCUUCGAGGUCGGUCCGUGGUUCGAGGCGCAGGGCGUCGAGAGUUUCUGGCCCGAAGUCGAGGUAAAGUUCACAGUCAAGGGGCGCGGGAAGGAGGGUGAAGAGGGCUGGAGGCAUUAUCAUGUCCCCGUGCUGCUGGGGCCUUGGAACUAUUCGACGUAUCGUGGGUCGUGA